UAUACACGAAACAUUAUAUGUACGGUUGACUUAAUUGCAUCAGAAGGAACCAUCGCGUUUGCCAGGUUCGGUUUGCCAAGCCAUAAAAGAAGUUGGUUUAUUGUGACAGUCUAACAUCAUGGUGUUGUCGUGUAGAUUUUACAAGAACAGGUACCCUGAAGUAGAGGAUGUUGUUAUGGUUAAUGUCCGGUCCAUCGCUGAGAUGGGAGCCUAUGUUCAUUUGCUGGAAUAUAACAACAUUGAGGGUAUGAUUCUUCUCUCCGAGUUAUCCAGAAGACGUAUUAGAUCCAUCAACAAACUCAUUCGUAUUGGGCGAAGUGAGUGUGUGGUGGUCAUCAGAGUUGAUAAAGACAAAGGAUACAUUGAUUUGUCCAAAAGAAGAGUUUCACCUGAGGAAGUCACUAAGUGUGAGGAAAAAUAUGCAAAAGCAAAAGCUGUUAACAGCAUUUUACGUCACGUUGGAGAGUUGAUGAAAUACAACAGUGAUGAACAGAUGGAGGAGUUGUACACUAAAACAGCCUGGUUCUUUGAUGACAAGUACAAGAAACCCGGAGCUUCUUAUGAAGCAUUUAAACACGCUGUAACGAAUCCUGAAAUUUUGGAUGAGUUGGACAUUGAUGAAGAAACGAAAAAUGUUCUCCUGCAAAAUAUUAAGAGGAGACUCACACCGCAAGCUGUAAAGAUCAGAGCAGAUAUUGAAGUCGCCUGUACGAAUUACGAGGGAGUUGAUGCUGUGAAGAGAGCAUUAAAGAAAGGUCUGGAAUUAUCUACAGAAUCCAUGCCAAUCAAGAUCAAUCUGAUUGCCCCGCCCCUGUAUGUGAUGACUACAUCCACACUGGAGAGAACGGAGGGACUGGCCACACUAAACAAGGGCAUCGCUGUCAUCAAGAGCACAAUAGAGGAGGCAGGGGGGAUAUUUAACAUACACAAACAGCCCCGUGUGGUGUCGGACAUCGACGAGAUCGAGCUGGAGAAACACUUAAAGCAGCUGGAGGAUGACAAUCGGGAGGUGGCCGGCGAUUCUGACGAUGAAGAUGAUGUGGAGGGGAUGGGGGAGAUAGAUGGAGAAGAACCAGGGGACGAGGAUGAGGGGGAAGACUGAGGGGGUGGAUCUAACUGUAUUCUGGUGGUGCAUUCUAAGACAUAUUGUGGAAACUUGUACAGCAGAACUAUAUUUAAGACCUCCCUGUUUUUAUGUACUGCUGUAGUCAUUAAGUUACUGGGAAACAAGUACCCAGUAAAUUGCUUUGAAUCCAACAGACUUUGGGGGAAACAUUAAAGAGCCAACAGAUAAUAUUUCAUGGCUGUUGGUUAUGUCAUCAUUAUAAUACUUUGUCAUUGUACUACAUGUAGUAAUCUCUAAAUUAAACGUUUUUUAACUGUU
This is a messenger RNA of Ostrea edulis (European flat oyster), 1384 nucleotides long. RefSeq names its product eukaryotic translation initiation factor 2 subunit 1-like. The coding region runs from base 119 to 1102 and encodes 327 amino acids. Gene Ontology annotation, molecular function: translation initiation factor activity; ribosome binding; RNA binding. Lineage: Eukaryota; Metazoa; Mollusca; Bivalvia; Ostreida; Ostreidae. The transcript is spliced from 8 exons. The record is from RefSeq and is a predicted model, not a curated record. Gene Ontology annotation, cellular component: eukaryotic 48S preinitiation complex; multi-eIF complex; eukaryotic translation initiation factor 2 complex.